AUGUAUCUGGUGGUGCAAGACUGGUGCAUUUACCUUGCUACUGCAGAAAAAGCUUUAAAUUAUAUCCAGCUUAAUGAACUAGCAGUGGUAUCUGUUGGGGGCUGUCCAGGCCAUAAUAUUGUGGUAUGGGGAGCAUUCCACAGCUUAGGGGACCUCUACUUUGAUCAGGGCAAGCUGCAGGAGGCCGAGGAGAUGUACCAGCGAGCACUGGCAGGGAAGGAGAAGGCCCUUGGUUCAGAUCAUAUGUCUACCCUUCAGACAGUUAAUAACAUUGGGAAUCUCUACACUGACCAGGGCAAGCUGCAGGAGGCUGAGGAGAUGUACCAACGAGCACUGGCAGGGAAGGAGAAGGCCCUUGGUUCAGAUCACACGUCCACCCUUGAUACAGUUAAUAACCUUGUGAUUCUCUACUCUGAUCAGGGCAAGCAGCAGGAGGCCGAGGAGAUGUUCCAGCGAGCACUGGCAGGGUGUGAGAAGACCCUCGAUCCGGAUCACAAUCGGACCUAAUUGCUUCUGGAGAAGGUAAAUAUGUUAAGGACUGUAUAUAGAUAUUACCGGAUAACCGUCCUCAUGUGUUAAGAAAUAAUCGUUUUAUUCUGU
Molecule: messenger RNA, 600 nt
Organism: Aspergillus steynii IBT 23096
Lineage: Eukaryota; Fungi; Ascomycota; Eurotiomycetes; Eurotiales; Aspergillaceae
Exons: 2
Coding region: 1-507 (168 amino acids)
Molecular function (GO): protein binding
Source: RefSeq, a predicted model, not a curated record